UCAGAAUUUCUCCCCAUCUGUUGCACUUCUCUCCCUCCCCCGCCGCUUCCUGUCACCCUGUUUCGCUUCCGACCACGUUCUCUUUGCCCCGACGUGCUUCCGUCAUUUUUUUCUGGUCCUCUGUGUGCGACUUCCACCCACUUCCUCCCCGACAAUCAAUGCUCCAGGGGCACCUCCUCGCAGUAACGGUGUCUGCCCGCCUUCAGCGUCAUGGCCAGCGGUAGGCCUCCCGGACCUCAUCCAGCCGCUGGCCACAACGAUGAACUGCUGCUGGAUGAGUCCGCUCCGAUGUAUAACACGGGUCAGCGUCCGCCCGUGAACGAUGACAACCUAUUGCGACAGUACGAUAUCGACGACUCCGACCAACCCCAAUCCCGUCCCUCUGUUUCCUACGAUAGCUUCGUCGGCGGACGAGCUCCGCCGCAUUCGGGCGCACAUGCGACCUCCUCCGCCCACCCCCCGGCGCAAACCGGGGGCUACCUCACCGAUCCCUACACCGGAGCCGACAUGUCUCGCACCUACUCCCACACGUCCGGAUUGAGCAACUACAACCGCUACUCCCUCGACGAAUACGACGACGAUCGAUCCCUACACGGAUACUACGAUCUGGAUGAUGGCGACGUAGACCACCUGCAGCCCGACAGCCGGGUUCGCCAGGCGAAGGAAAGGAACAGCAUUCUAGGUUUGGGGGGUGGCUUGAUGGGCAGAGCGAAGCACAUGCUGGGCAUGGGCGCCGAGUAUUCGGAAAUGGAUCUCCCCCUAACAGAGUCGGGCGCACGCGCGGCUCGGGUGGACAGUGCAGAUCCGGAUGAGUCCGCGGCGCCCGGCGCUCGAAAGAAACCGAAGAACUCGGACUUCAAGUUUGGAUUCGGUCGCAGGAAGGUAGAUCCGUCGACUCUGGGCCCUCGUAUGAUCGUCUUGAAUAAUCCGCCCGCGAAUGCUGCGCACAAAUUCGUCGACAACCAUGUCUCAACCGCCAAGUACAAUGUCUUCACCUUCAUCCCCAAGUUCCUGUUCGAACAGUUCUCGAAAUACGCCAACCUGUUCUUCCUUUUCACCGCCGUUCUGCAGCAGAUCCCCAACGUUACCCCGACGAAUCGGUACACCACCAUUGGCCCCUUGUUGAUUGUGUUGUUGGUUUCAGCCAUCAAGGAACUCGUGGAGGAUUACAAACGGAGGUCGUCGGAUAAGGGGCUGAAUUUUUCCAAGACACAGGUACUGAAAGGCUCGAGCUUCCAUGAAACCAAAUGGAUCGAUGUCGCGGUGGGUGAUAUUGUUCGCGUGGAGUCCGAGCAGCCAUUUCCCGCCGACAUGGUCUUGCUCGCAUCGUCGGAACCCGAGGGUUUGUGCUACAUUGAAACUGCGAAUCUGGACGGUGAGACCAACUUGAAGAUUAAGCAAGCUAUUCCGGAGACGGCGCACUUGGUCAGUCCCGCUGACCUCAGUCGGUUGACCGGGCGCGUCCGAUCGGAACAGCCUAACAGCAGUCUUUACACCUACGAGGCAACGUUGACUAUGCACGCUGGAGGUGGUGAGAAGGAAUUGCCGCUGGCGCCGGACCAACUGCUUCUGCGAGGUGCGACUCUGCGCAACACUCCCUGGGUACACGGUAUUGUCGUCUUUACCGGCCACGAAACCAAGUUGAUGCGAAACGCCACGGCGACCCCGAUCAAACGAACCGCUGUCGAACGCAUGGUUAACGUGCAGAUUCUGAUGUUGGUCGGCAUCCUUGUGGCGCUCAGUGUGAUCAGUUCUGUUGGUGAUUUGGUGAUUCGGCAAACGGAGGGCAGUCAGCUCACGUACCUCGACUACGGCAGUACGCACGCUGUCAAGCAGUUCGUUCUGGAUAUCUUCACCUACUGGGUCCUUUACUCGAACUUGGUUCCGAUUUCUCUUUUCGUGACGAUUGAAAUCAUAAAGUACGCGCAGGCGUUCUUGAUCAAUGCGGAUCUCGACAUCUACUACGACAAAACCGAUACUCCUGCAACCUGUAGAACAUCAUCUUUGGUCGAGGAGUUGGGACAGAUCGAGUAUAUCUUUUCCGAUAAGACGGGUACCCUGACAUGCAACAUGAUGGAGUUUAAGCAGUGUACUAUUGCCGGUAUACAGUAUGGAGAAGACGUCCCGGAGGACCGCCGCGCUACAGUCGAAGAUGGUGUAGAAGUGGGUGUUCAUGACUUCAAGAAGCUCCGGGAGAACCUGCGUUCCCAUCCCAGCUCGGACGUGAUCCACCAUUUUCUUACUCUUCUUGCAUCUUGUCAUACUGUCAUCCCCGAAAGAUCUGAGAAGGAACCUGGCAAGAUCAAGUAUCAAGCCGCGUCUCCUGAUGAGGGUGCACUGGUCGAGGGUGCUGCGCUUCUGGGAUAUCGUUUCUCCAACCGCAAGCCGAGGUCCGUGAUCUUCACAGUGGAGGGGCAGGAUUACGAAUACGAGCUGUUGGCAGUUUGUGAGUUCAACUCUACACGAAAACGGAUGUCCACUAUUUUUCGCUGUCCCGACGGCAAAGUCCGGAUCUACACCAAGGGUGCAGAUACCGUUAUCCUCGAGCGCCUCAACCCCGACAAUCCGACUGUCGAGGCGACUUUGCAGCACUUGGAGGAAUAUGCAUCGGAAGGUCUUCGAACGCUUUGUUUGGCAAUGCGUGAGAUCCCUGAAGCAGAGUUCCAGCAAUGGUACCAGAUCUAUGACAAGGCCGCAACAACGGUCAGCGGAAAUCGCGCGGAUGAACUCGACAAGGCGGCCGAACUCAUUGAAAGAGACUUCUACCUUCUGGGGGCCACGGCCAUUGAGGAUCGCUUACAGGAUGGAGUCCCAGACACGAUUCAUACUCUUCAGACGGCAGGUAUCAAGAUUUGGGUCUUGACUGGUGACCGACAGGAAACCGCCAUCAAUAUCGGAAUGUCGUGCAAGCUUAUAUCCGAGGAUAUGACUUUGCUCAUUGUCAACGAGGAAACGGCCCAGGCUACCCGAGACAACUUGACGAAAAAGCUCCAGGCUGUUCAAAGCCAGGGAACCUCUGGCGAGGCUGAAGCAAUGGCUUUAAUUAUCGACGGUCGCUCGCUGACAUUUGCCCUCGAGAAGGAUAUGGAGAAACUGUUCUUGGACCUUGCUGUCUUGUGCAAAGCAGUUGUUUGCUGCCGUGUGUCUCCCCUCCAGAAGGCCCUCGUUGUCAAGCUGGUCAAGCGUCAUCACAAAUCUCUGCUCCUGGCUAUUGGUGACGGCGCCAACGACGUGUCCAUGAUCCAAGCCGCGCAUGUUGGAGUCGGUAUCAGUGGUGUCGAAGGUUUGCAGGCUGCGCGGUCGGCGGAUGUCUCGAUCGCUCAGUUCCGUUAUCUGCGCAAGCUCCUCCUGGUCCACGGUGCAUGGAACUACCACCGUAUCAGUCGAGUGAUCUUGUAUUCCUUCUACAAGAACAUCGCUCUUUGUAUGACGCAAUUUUGGUACUCCUUCCAAAACGCCUUCUCCGGUGAAGUUAUCUACGAAUCGUGGACUCUCUCGUUCUACAACGUCUUCUUCACCGUGCUCCCACCGUUCGCGAUGGGUAUUUGUGAUCAGUUCAUCUCUGCGCGUUUGUUGGAUCGGUAUCCCCAGCUGUACCAGAUGGGCCAGAAGGGCCUGUUCUUCCGACGACACAGCUUCUGGUCCUGGAUUGCAAAUGGCUUCUACCACUCGUUACUGCUGUACAUCGUUGGAGAGCUCUUCUUUAUCUGGGAUGGUGCCCAGGCCGACGGCAAAACCGCUGGUCAUUGGGUGUGGGCCGAAACGCUGUACACUGCUGCGUUGGCGACGGUGCUGGGCAAGGCGGCGCUGAUCACGAACAUUUGGACGAAAUACACAUUCAUUGCCAUUCCCGGGUCGAUGAUCAUCUGGCUGAUCUUCCUGCCGGCGUACGGCUAUGCCGCCCCGGCGAUCGGCUUCUCGACCGAGUACUACGGCACGAUCCCCGUGGUCUUCAAGUCCCCAACAUUUUACCUGUUAGUGGUGAUCCUGCCCUGCAUCUGUCUCCUGCGAGACUACGCGUGGAAGUACGCCAAGCGGAUGUACUUCCCGCAACACUACCACCACGUGCAGGAGAUCCAGAAAUACAACGUGCAGGACUACCGGCCGCGCAUGGAGCAGUUCCAGAAGGCGAUCCGCAAGGUUCGCCAAGUGCAGCGGAUGCGGAAGCAGCGCGGCUACGCGUUCAGUCAGGCGGACGAGGGCGGGCAGAUGAGAGUUGUAAAUGCUUACGAUACCACGAGAGGAAGAGGACGAUAUGGUGAAAUGACCAGCUCCAGGGCUCUAGUGUAACGAUUGUUUGGCUUGUGCUUGCUUUUGAUUUCCGAUUCCGAUUCUUUGUAUGUCCUUACUUUGUGUCUCAUUUCUUGGUCGUUCUGUCUGCCUUGUUGCGUGUGUACUUAGCUCUAUGAGACAAUGUGAAAUAUGUUGACUGCAC
This is a messenger RNA of Aspergillus homomorphus CBS 101889, 4435 nucleotides long. RefSeq names its product aminophospholipid-translocating P4-type ATPase DRS2. Gene Ontology annotation, biological process: post-Golgi vesicle-mediated transport; phospholipid translocation; intracellular protein transport. The record is from RefSeq and is a predicted model, not a curated record. The coding region runs from base 211 to 4290 and encodes 1359 amino acids. The transcript has 3 exons. Gene Ontology annotation, cellular component: plasma membrane. Gene Ontology annotation, molecular function: ATPase-coupled intramembrane lipid carrier activity; ATP hydrolysis activity; magnesium ion binding. NCBI's taxonomy places the organism in Eukaryota, Fungi, Ascomycota, Eurotiomycetes, Eurotiales, Aspergillaceae.